Molecule: messenger RNA, 933 nt
Organism: Scophthalmus maximus (turbot)
Lineage: Eukaryota; Metazoa; Chordata; Actinopteri; Pleuronectiformes; Scophthalmidae
Gene: hcst
Product: hematopoietic cell signal transducer
Exons: 5
Coding region: 290-514 (74 amino acids)
Biological process (GO): regulation of immune response; positive regulation of phosphatidylinositol 3-kinase/protein kinase B signal transduction
Cellular component (GO): membrane
Molecular function (GO): phosphatidylinositol 3-kinase binding; signaling receptor binding
Source: RefSeq, a predicted model, not a curated record
CACUUGGAACUUUUGUUCGAUACAAACAUACCUCCUCUGAGUGUAUGCUUGUAUCGAGUUGAAUUGGCAGUGUGCUGUUGGCGGUGGCUGGCCACUGAUAGGCGGCAAAGUCACAGGUUAUCAGUACCUGUGUUGACAUUGCAUAGCCACUGAGUGAUACAGCACAGCAGUGGACGGAAGGGGACUUGACGUCAUUACUCAAAAGUGACAACCAAAGGGAAACUAGUGUCACAUCAUCUCUUGGGUUCCAGACAGCAGAUCAGUCUGAGGCAGAGCAGAAAACACAAACAUGGCGUUCAACAAGUACUUUAUCGUUGUCCUAUUUUUCCUAUGCAACAGCGCUGCCUCUUGCUACAGGAUUGAGCCCGGGACAAUAGCAGGCAUCAUCGCCGCAGAUGUGCUGCUGACCCUCAUCAUCGUCAUUGCCACAUACCGUUGUGCCAGCUUUCGGCGGGAGAAGAUAGAGAAUGCUCACAAAGUGUACAUGAACGUCCGGGCCAACUGCCAGGGCUAGUAGAACGAUGUCAAGUACAUAGUGAAAUUGUGUUUGAUUUUCUAUAUACUGCUUUUUUUUAAAAAUACAAUUACAAAAUGUAACAAAAGAUUAAGUGAAACGUUUUUUUAAUUGUUUCUUGCAAUGCAGAAUGUUUUCUUUUGUUAGUUCAUUGCACAUACAAUAAAUACAACACUGUCAUGACUCAUAUUCACCAACCUUGUGUAAAAAUAUAUUUGGAUGCUAUUCAUGUUGUCACUGUAACGCAACGAUACAGCAUCAUCUGCAAUUGACUUUUGGUAACAAAAUGUUGACAUACUUUGACUAGAAGCAUCUCACAAAUAGAAACAAAAAAUGACUCCAAUGUUUUGUGGGACUUGGACUUCCAAUUUUUCCCACAUUUUUAUUUAAAGUGUUCAAUAAAUACAAGAUUAUGUUUC